Molecule: messenger RNA, 5653 nt
Organism: Oncorhynchus keta (chum salmon)
Lineage: Eukaryota; Metazoa; Chordata; Actinopteri; Salmoniformes; Salmonidae
Product: next to BRCA1 gene 1 protein-like
Exons: 19
Coding region: 146-3079 (977 amino acids)
Biological process (GO): macroautophagy
Cellular component (GO): phagophore assembly site
Molecular function (GO): ubiquitin binding
Source: RefSeq, a predicted model, not a curated record
UUUACAUAGCUGAUGAUGUAAACAGAAAAGACGCCUCAUCCGGAUAAGUCACAUACCAUAAAGGCAGACUAUCUGUAUUUAUCUCGGCAAUAGUGAUUAAUUUUUGUUUUCCUUGAUAUGUUUUAAUUCAUAGAAACAAGGAGCAAUGGACUUCUACAUCAAUUUGAAGGUGAAUUUCAGGGGGAAUGCGAAGAAUUUUCUCCUGUCAGGUUCGGAGACCAAGAGUUGGGAGUCAAUGGAGGCCAUGGUGAAAAGGUCCUUUGGCCUGUGUAAUCUACAGGUUACUUAUUUUGAUGAGGAGAAUGAGGAGGUAUCCAUAAACAGCCAAAUGGAGUAUGAGGAGGCAUUAAAGAGUGCAUCCAGGCAAGGGAACCGGCUGCACAUGAAUGUGUAUGAGACCAGGGGUCAGCCCACGCGUGUGCCGGCCAAGGCCAGUGGAGGGGAGCCCAAGAGAGGGUUCCGUCCCCCACAGCACUGCCCAACCCUGGCUCAGGUGGUGAGCCGGAAGGUCCAGGCUGCUGUCCCCGAACAGGGCAUGGUGAUCAUGAAAGAACUAAAGGGGACCAAAGAGGAAGAUAAGACACCUCCAGCAUGGUUUACAUCUUACAUGGAGAAGUUCAAAGACCAAGUAGUGAGGGAGGCAGUGGAGAAGAUCUGUCGGGAGUUCUCGGGCCAGUGCUGCAUCCACAAGCCCAUUGGGGCUGAGGCCCAGAUCCCUGAGGUGACCUCCUCCACCCUGCCUGGGGGUCCUAGUUCCACCCCUGCCUGCAGCAGCUGUCGGGGCCAGACCGCUGGGGGAGGAUACCAGUGCAGUGUGUGUACAUCCUGCACACUGUGUGAGCCCUGCAGCUUCUCCCAUGACCCCAGCCACAACCUGGUGAGAGCCAGAACACCCCUCUCCAUCCCUGAGCACGGCUCACCAGCCCCAGACCACAGCAGGUUCUACCGGCGAGGGGACCGGAGCUUCCGGAAGGCGGAGAAGCAGCGUCUGAAGGCUGAGAAGCGUCAGCUGAAGGCGGAGGUAAAGGAGAUCAGGAAGCAGCUGAAGAUGGAAAGGAGGGGCCUGCAGUGGAGUGCCGCCGGCGACGGGAGCUCCUCCCCCGUCCUGCUCCAACCCAGGGCCACCCAGGCCAACAGCCCGGAACGUCCCAAGCGGCCAUGCCCUAUGGUGGUGCCAGCCAUGACGGCCUUGUUCCUGGACGAGAACCUGCCUGAUGGGACUCGUCUUCGCCCGGGAACCAGGUUCAUCAAGUACUGGAAGAUGAGAAACACUGGCAGCGUGAGCUGGAGCUCUGAAACCAAGCUGAAGUUCAUGUGGGGGAAUCUGGCGGUGGCGUCGGGUGACCGCUGGCGUGAGGUGGCUGUGCCUUUCCUGCAGCCAGGUCAGGUGGGCGUAGUAAGCGUGGCCCUAUGCGCCCCGGCCCUAGAAGGCUCAUACACCUCCCACUGGCGUCUGGCACACGGUGGGGAGCAGUUUGGCCCUCGCGUCUGGUGCAGCAUUGUGGUGGACCCCCUGGCCCCUGCAGCCAUGAUGGCAGAUGGCGUGCUGGUGUCGCCCUGCGUCACCCCACAGGGGAAGAACCCCCUCUCCACAGGUAAGGGUGGGAAGUCUUGUGCUGCAGCCUCUAGGGAUCAAGCACUCAUGUCAGUGGACCAAGGCGAACGAGAAUACUACAUUCCCUCUGUGGACCUGCUCACAGCCCAGGACUUACUCUCAUUUGAGCUGCUUGACAUCAACAUUGUUCAGGAACUAGAGAGCGUGCCCAACAACACCCCGGCAGAUAUGACCCCAUGCAUAUCCCCACUGCCCCAUGACGGUCCCCUGCAGGAGAAGCCCACCCUGCGGUUGAUCCAGGAGGAAGCAGAGGCCCAUCAGGCCCAGGGAGUCACAAGCAUCCAGCCAUCUCAGGGCCUGGUGCCAGGGGCGGAGGGGGGCCGGGUUCCAGCCCAGGAGGAGGGAGAGGACGAUAUGAGCGGGACUCAGUUUGUGUGUGAGACGGUGAUGCGCUCGCUCACACUGGAGGAGGCCCCAGACCACACACCCCUGUGUGGGAACUGCCCCGGCAAAGUGGUCCGCCCAGCAGCCCAAGGUGGCUCCGCCUCCUCUUCUCUUAAAGGGAAAGGUGUUGAGAAGCGUUUGGAGGUGAGGUCGGAGAAAACCCGGGACAUAUCCCCCGUGGCCCCAGCCCUAGCACCACCCCAGCUGGCUAUACCAGAGCUGAUGAUGCCAGAUGAGGGACUGGAGUCAGACAUCGAGAGCAUCUGCAUGGACGCCAGAGGGGACAAAGACAAGGGCGAAGAUAAAGGAGAGUUGACAGAGGGGAACAGGGGAGCCCGCAGCCGUUCCUCCUCGGCCUCAUCCGAGGAUUACAUCAUCAUCCUCCCUGACUGCUUCGACACCAGCCGCCCGCUGGGAGAGUCCAUGUACAGCUCCGCCCUCUCCCAGCCUGGAGAUGCCCCCGACACGCCCACAGACCCUGACAGCCAGGGCCGUACCACUCCCGAGGGGGAGCAAGAUGAAGCAGAAGAGACCGUUUCAGGCUCCAGCAGCGCCAACGAUAUGCUGUGCACCUCCCAGACGUUGGACGCCGUGCCCCUAACCCCUGUGGUUGUGGCACCCCCUCGGCUCAACUCAGCUCUUACACCCAGCCUAGACGGCAAUGAUCAGACCAAGGCAGCAGCAGAGUCCCUGGACAGGACUGAUGUCUACCAGCAGGGAGAGUCAGAGGAUGGUUCCAAGCAGCCAGACAGUCAACCAGACAGCCCAUCUGCUUCUGGUGACUCGGAAGACAACUCCGAAGACCCUAGGCACCCAGGCAUCACUGGAGGCCUGGUGAAAGGAGCCCUGUCUGUCGCAGCAUCCGCCUACAAGGCUCUGUUCACUGGGCAGCCUGGCCCAGUGCAGCCCCCAGUGGAUGGAGCCACCCAGGACACCAUGAUGGGGGUGUUGGUGGAGAUGGGCUUUGGUGACCGGCCGCUCAACCAGCGGCUGCUGAAGAAACACAACUACAACCUGCUGGACGUGGUCAAUGAACUGGUCCAGAUGACCGACAAUGACUGGUACUCCACCCGCUACUGAGGAGAGAGGGAGGAGCUGGGGUGGUGUCAUGGGUGUAACCUCUGCUGCCUUGACCUCUUGUCUCUCCUUCCUCUCUUAGAUUUGGCCCAAGUUGACAGGAGAUAUCCUGAUUAUGACCUAAAGACACAUUCCCACGGACUUUGGGAUAUUUAGACUAUCAAAUAGCUACUGUAUGUAUGUAUGUAUGUAUGUAUGUAUGUAUGUUUGUUUGUAGAUUAAUUUAACAUGUCUGUUUUUGGCUGUUAGCUUUUGCGUAGGAAAGGGGGUGGAUGAGGUGGGCUACUCUUUCCAGGAGAACACCUUCAUUGCUGUGGUAACAAAUGGCAAACAUAUCACAAGUUGCUAUCGCCGAGCCAUUCCUGUUAAACAGUAUACUCACCCUUGAAGUCAUUGAUUGGAAUACAGGCUGAAUAUGCAGCCAUAGACCAGGUAUAUUCAACAAGAGUUGCAGUAUGUGUACGUUUAGCUGAAGGGGUGUUGGGUGUACUAUUUAUCACAGAGCCAGAACCAUAUAGGUCUUACCAAAUGAUAAGCUGUGGCAAUAGCCAACAUUGUAUGACGUUAAUCAACUUCAUAGAGUGUUUGAAUAGUGGACACGUCAGGUCCUCGUUCCAAGCGUGAAUGACUGUCAGUGUUGGAGAAUGCUAUGCUUCUUUCAGAUCACAGCAAUUAAACACACACACACCCACAUGCUUAAACCUUUCUCAGCUCAACUGUUCAAAGUAUCAGCAUACUGUAGACAUAUGAUGUGUGUCUUAUUGAUUGAAGAUCAUCAUUCCCCUACUUUCUGUGAUGUCGUGCCAUGGCUGACAACAUGCUAUGGAUAUUUGUGCGUAAUGGUGUACACAUUAAGUAUUUUUUAAAUGAGGACCAUUACAUUGAUGGUCCUUUUUGAGAGGAUAAUUUAUUCACCAUUCUUAACUAGGAGUAUAUUUGGGUUUAAAAAUAAUCAUGUAAAUAUAAUAUACAAAUUGUUUUUUUUGUUGCACAUGGAAGACAAAUAUUGAUGCAAACCCAAAAGACUAGCUGCUCAAGAAGUAAAGGAUGUUAUAAUUAAGAUCCUGUUGAAGGGAUUUUAUUUAUCAAGAAAUGAAUUAACCUCCUUUACAAAAUGUCUUCAAUCUGCUCUAUAUUGUCCUCAGAGGGAGGGGGGUUAUUUUCAGAACUAUACAGGGGGCCUGGUGAUCAUGAUAUAUCAAAUGCAUUGACUCGUUCCAUUUGGUAUAAUUCUUUAAACUUGGUAUCAUUUUUUUCCACUUAGUAUCAUUCUUUUAAAAAAUGUACGUCAAGUUCUUUCAAAACUGAAAUCAAGCAGUAUGUAACAAGUUUGAAAUACUUAUUUUUUCCAAUAUGGAAAUGCUAACGUGUUUCAGGUAAUCCUAGGAGGUAAUCUUUGUUAAAAUAUUUUUGGUUUUAGACUUGAUUGCUUGAGGGCUGUUUUGGAAAUGUGAAGGAAGAUUUGCCUAUGUUCUUCUGGUUGGAGCUUGUUCAUGUCAUUGUGCUUGAAUUCCCACUGUUCUAAUAUGUUUAUAUUUGAAGGAAAGAUACCGGAAAGGUUUGUUUAAGUAUUGUACACUAAGGGGAACUUGACAGGGUUGUGAGCAUUGUGAAAAAUAAUUAGUGGCCAGUCAUAUAAUGUAGCAAAUGGAUAUUGGUAAAAAUCAUUAGUACAAAAACCCUUUGAAAACGACCCUAUUUUGGUAUAGUGUAGUCUUAAUGGUUCUUAGGGUUUGUCUUACCAAAGGAUGUGUCUGCUAAAUGACUCAAAUGUACAGUCCUACCAGGUGAUGGUAUCUGAUUUAUUACCACUUAUGAGUCAACUUUUAGGGUGUCAAGGAGAAACUGAAUUCAAGGACAAUAAGGAUUGUGGUCUUUUAGGUCAAUGGAGGUCAGAAACCAUGCGAUUCAUACAUUUCUCCAUACAUGUACUUGAAACAUUCAUACCUUCCAUAUAUGGGCAGGAUAUUUUCAUAGAGGGUGAAGAAUGAGAACUCAAACGUUUUUGGGGAGGGAUAAUGUGCAGUUUGUCUGAACUCUUUCUGUGUUGCACUUAAGACUUGCCUGGAACCUUGACAUUGAAUUGCAUUGCAUUCUAGGUCGGGCAGAAUUUAGCAUAUGAAUCAGGAAAUGUUUAUACUCACGACCUCUAGAAGCCAGAAUGUUGAAUAAAAUGAUAUUUUAAUGUACUUUACCGGCAUGCACACAUUAUAAAAAUAUAUGCAUUACUUGCCGAGCUCGUGCACGUGUUUACAUGGUUUUGCGCACGCUUCAGGUGAUAGAAAUCUGAAUGUAAUUCUACUUUCCUGUGGAUAUUGUCUCACAUUCCUUCCACCAAAAUGACCAACCACACAGACAACCGGUAAAGUACAUAGAAACUAUUUUAUUCAACAUUUUGGCUUGUAGAGAUUCAAACGCUCAUUUCUGCCUACCUAGAAUUCAAUGUUGGGUUUCUAGGCAAUUAAAAUACAUAGGCUACCUGUGAUGUACAAAUAUCUGUCUCUAAUAAAAGUCACUACACUUAAUGUCACUUAUUUGAAUAAGGCUAAAUAAAACAAAUUUAAAAUGCUCACAUAA